UUUUCCCUGCACAAACAACAUUGUACCUUAGGACACCUAAGUAAUUAAUUCUUUGUUCAGGACAUUCCCUGUCCGAAAGGUACAACACGUCGAAGCAUAAUUUCAGACAGCAAAGAAGGAAAUAUUAAAAUAGCAGCAAACAAAACGGGUAUAAAAUCAUGUCUCAGAUCUCACAUUUUCAACGAAAUUUAUUUCCCUUCCUUUCCUUUCCAACCAUGUGAUUUCCUUCAUUCGAUUCCUUUCUCCUUUAUCUGAAAAGCCUGUCGUGGAUUCCUCCCCAUUUCCUUCCUUUUCCUUUUCCCUUCCUAUUUUUUCUCGCCUUUAUUUGAUUUUUAGAUCUAGUCUUAGAUUUUCUUGUCCCUGAAAACCCUUUCAUUUUCCGGGAAAAUCUUUUCCUUUGCUGUUCUUUUCAUUGUCUUCACCAAUUUCUCUGUUUGUUUUUCACUUUUUACGUAAUUCCUUUGUAAUUAUCGUGUCUGUUAGAUCUUUGCUCUCCUUAGGGUUUCGUUUCCGCUCAGUUUUUACUUAAAAAGUUUAAAGAUUAAACUCAAAUUCUAGGGUUUCCUUUUUUAAUUUUCGGCCAUUAUAUGGAAAAGGAUAAAUCUCCAGGCUUACCUCCACCGUCCGGUCGAUUUUCGGGAUUUUCAUCCACCGGAAAUGCUCCAAACAGUUUCAACGUGAAACCCGACACGGGUAGUUUGGGUCAAACUUCGGAUUCGAAUAUUUUUAGUCAUGAUAUUAGCAAAAUGCCUGAUAAUCCACCGAAGAACUUAGGUCACCGCCGUGCCCAUUCCGAAAUCCUUACUCUUCCUGAUGAUAUUAGUUUCGAUAGUGAUCUCGGGAUUGUGGGGCCAGCCGAUGGGCCUUCGUAUUCGGACGAAACAGAGGAAGAUUUAUUGUCUAUGUAUCUUGAUAUGGAUAAGUUCAAUUCUUCCUCUGCCACCUCAACAUUUCAGGUUGGUGAGUCGUCAGCACCGGCGGUUCACGCUGCUGCUCCCCUGGCUGUGGGAGCGGGGACGGGGAUGUUGGGUGGGGAAAAUGUGAGUAUUGGUGUUGUAUCUUCUGAGAAGCCUAGAGUUAGACACCAACAUAGCCAGUCGAUGGAUGGAUCGACGAGUAUUAAGCCGGAAAUGCUUAUGUCUGGUUCGGAAGAAGUUUCACCUGCUGAUUCUAAGAAAGCUAUGUCCACUGCUAAGCUUGCUGAGCUUGCUCUUAUUGAUCCCAAGCGUGCUAAGAGGAUCUGGGCAAACAGGCAGUCUGCUGCAAGGUCAAAGGAAAGAAAGAUGCGAUACAUAGCUGAGCUUGAAAGGAAAGUACAGACACUGCAAACAGAAGCAACAUCACUUUCUGCCCAGCUGACUCUAUUACAGAGAGACACAAAUGGUCUGACUGCUGAAAAUAGUGAGUUGAAACUGCGCUUGCAAACAAUGGAACAACAGGUUCACUUGCAAGACGCAUUAAAUGAUGCACUGAAAGAGGAAAUCCAGCAUUUGAAGGUGCUGACUGGCCAAUCUAUGCCAAAUGGUGGACCAAUGAUGAACUUUGCGUCAUUUGGAACUAGUCAGCAGUACUACCCAAAUAAUCAUGCUAUUCAUACUCUUCUAACAGCACAGCAGCUCCAGCAACUUCAGAUUCACUCCCAGAAGCAUCAGCAUCAGUUCCCACCUCAUCAACUUCAUCAGCUUCAGCAGCAACAGGAGCAACAGCAAACAGGGGAGAUGAGAGUUAGAGGACCCAUGCCUUCCUCCCAUCAGAAAGAUAUUUCAUCAGACGUCAGCUCAACCUCAUCGAAGGAUUGAGGAGCUAGAGGCCCAUAGGGCCAGUUAUUGAUGGGCCUUUUCCAUUGCUCGAAAUCUUGGUUGCAAUCCAUUGUUAAGUAGGGCACAUUUCUUCGUUUUAUUUGUUCUUUCACAUCUCUUUGAUCUCUUUAAUUAGGCGUUUCUAUAUAACAUUUAUUUCUAGGUAGUUAUAUUUAAUUGUAGUUGGAGAUUGACCUAAGAUAUAUGUAUAAUAUCAUCCGAUGUAGUUAUCUUGAAUUGUGCAAUUUUGAUCUGUUCCAUUGCCUUUAUCUGAAUGGCCCAGCUGUUGAGGCCAUAGAUAGCCAUGAGCUUACUCGAGGGAAUCAACGUUCGGCUCAUUCUCGGAUUCAUCAAUGAACUUUUCAAGUACAGGGCGAAGAGAAUCAUUAAUGGAAUCUGAUUGUCCUAGCAUUAGAUAGCCAUUACUGAUCUGAGGCUGCAGCAUCCCACAGCAUCUCUAUACUCAAUCUCGCAAACAUCGUAAUCAUUCAAAGCCUCGUCGUUUAAGGAAAACUCAUGUAUAAUCCAAUGACCAUUGCCUUGGCUUGCCCCAUCUUUCUUGCAACAAAAAAUGAAGUAUUUGUCGAAUCCUAAAAGCUGACCACUUAAUCCUUCACUUGA
This is a messenger RNA of Durio zibethinus, 2420 nucleotides long. RefSeq names its product putative transcription factor PosF21. The record is from RefSeq and is a predicted model, not a curated record. Gene Ontology annotation, molecular function: DNA-binding transcription factor activity. Lineage: Eukaryota; Viridiplantae; Streptophyta; Magnoliopsida; Malvales; Malvaceae. Gene Ontology annotation, cellular component: nucleus. Gene Ontology annotation, biological process: regulation of DNA-templated transcription.